AUGUCUCAGAAACAAGUGAAACCUUUCGGAUCUUGGGAUUUUUCACUUCCUACUAGUUUUGUGACCUCAGGGGAAUUCAAAGGAUUUCCUGAACUUCAACUCACUCAAGGUUUGUAUUUAUUUUGAUCAAAAAAUACACUAUCAUUUCAGAUGGGACUGUUUAUCUUCUCAAACAAUUGAGUAGCAAUGGAAGCCGAGUAUUAUUUAGGAAAACAUUAGGUUCAAGUGAUUUUGAGAGGGUUCCAGUUGAGGAUAAGAUCAAAAAUGGAGGUAGGUGCUAUAAUAUAAAAGUUGUAAUAAAUUUGGCUAAUUAUUCAAAGUGUAAAAUGUCAGUGUUGGAAGUUAAUUUGACAGUUUUUUAAUCUGACGUCAACUUGCCGUCAAACUGCGUCAUUUUCGGCAUUUUGGUUCUUUCAAACACGAGUUUAGCAUACAUUAUGAUGAAUAUCAUUAAUAUUGGUCGUAACUUGUUUUAUUGCUUAUUUCAUCAGAAAUUUGGUUCCUAAAAAUUUUAAAUUAGUACGAUUUUAUAGCAAAAAUUUACAAAAAUUUUCUAAAAACUUCAAUUUGACAAUCAAAAUGCCAGAACAACUUGACAUGACGAAAAUGCUGCUUCAAGUUAACGACAUAACAUCCCUAGUUUAUAUGAUGCUCCUUAGGACUUAAGCUUUGUUUCCAGUUAAUGCGUAUGGUGCUCUCUCGGUCUUUGCCCGCAGCAAGGACGAAUUUGUUUAUACCAGCCCAUCAAAGAUCACUUGGGUUAGACAUGGAGAAAAGAGGAGCUUCCAGGCCGAGAAGAAAGAGUUGGGUGAUUUGAACAUUUACAAGGAUCAUGUUUAUGCGCUCGUGGAGGAUAAAAACGUCAGGCCGUCGACGCAGUCAAUCGCGAGAUUUGAUUUUAAUAAUCCGGAAGAUGAAUUGACAAUUGCUGAAGGAUAUGAUUUUUAUGCGUCACCAAGAGUCAGUCCUGAUGGUCAAUAUCUCUUGUAUACGGGUUGGAACGAUCCUAACAUGGUAAGAGGUUGGUGGUUAUAGGCCUUUUUAUCAAUUUUUAUAUUGUACUAGACUCUUAUAUAUUUGCCUAAAAUUUUAGCCAUGGGAUGCGACUACUGUUCACCUUGUCGACCUUAACAAAAACCCAAAGACUAGUAUACGCGUUCUCCCUCAUGAUGAGAAGGCUCUCACCAAUUAUCAGGCCAUUCAAUGGGCUCCAGAUUCGAAAUCAUUUUAUUUCAUCAGCGAUCAUGAAGACUCUUGGAUAAUCUAUAACUACAAUAUUGAGAACAGUGAGUGCUUUUUGGUUGUCAAAUUUGUUUUCUUUAUUUUUGCAUUACACCAAAAUUUUUGAUAUUACACUUGACGCUCUGAGAUUAUUUUUAGUUUUUUGCAGAUUUCAUUCAUCGCGUGGCUUCUGUUCACGGUGCAGAUCUGGGAGACGCAAUUUGGCAGAUUGGGGAUGACAAAUUUUAUGCGGUAAAUGAGAAUUACGUAAUCUACAGUGCCAAUGAAGUGUUGUUCAAGAAGAAUGUGAAGACAGAGGAAGUGUCAUCUAUUGAAAUUCCUGGUUUCAAUACGUUUAAUAAAAUAUUCAUUGAUUCCAAUGAUAAUGUUGUGUGUUUAGCACAAGGCCCGGUCAAAGGGGAUACCGUUCUUCAUAUAACUCAGGACGUAAGUUGAUGCUAAUAUAAUAUAAUUAAUACAAUUUUAUUCGAUUUUGAUAAUAAUAAGAUUGAUGUUUAGAAUCACCUUCACAUCCUUGAUCAAGCCUAUGACUCGACGGUUUUGGAGGAAUAUGGAUUUGGCGAAUAUAAACUACUAAAUUAUGAUGUAUUUGAUGAGAAAACCGGCGAAAAAUUUGUGAUCAGCGGCUACUUUUACUCUCCAGUGGUGAGUUAUAAAGCACACGGGAGAGUAUCCGUAUUUUAGAAGUUAAAAUUAAUUUUUGCUUACACUGAUGUUAUGACAUCACAUUUUUGUUUUAGAACCCCCAUUUCGAAGGACCUCCGGAUGAGAAGCCGCCAGUCAUCCUAAUGGCCCAUGGAGGUCCUACAGCCCAGACUAAACCUACAUUUGACAAGAAGAAGGCCUUCUAUCAGUCCAAAGGCUUCGCGAUUUUCGAUAUUAAUUAUCGAGGAUCCACUGGAAAAGGGCGCUACUUUAGAGAUGCCUUAUAUGGAAAGUUCGGCCAAGCAGAUGUCCAAGAUGUGUGUGAUUCGAUCAAAUUCCUAUCAGAGGGAGGUCCAGCCUUAGAAUUCAUCAAUCCGGAUAAAGUUUUCAUCACUGGCGGGUCAGCUGGAGGAUAUCUUCUCCUAAGGGCUUUGGCCAGAAAUCCCGAGGCAUUCCGAGCCGGCGCUUGCUCGUAUGGAUUUUGUGAUAUAUACGCAUUGUGCUCUGAAGAUCAUAAGUUUGAGUAUGCAUACAAUUAUGCACUGAUUUCACCAAAAGAAGACAGUAAGGUAAGGAAAUAUCAUAGAUAUCGUAGAUGUUAAUUUAGACAUGGGAAGAAAGAAACAUGACCGAUAAAUUGGACCGAAUUAAGACCCCGUUGAUGUUAUUCCACGGUAAAGAAGACCCUGUGGUCCCAUACGCUCAGAGCAUUUCGAUUUAUGAAGCCUUGAAAAAGAAUAAUAUCCCAACUGGCCUCGAACUCUUUGAAGGGGAAGGGCACGGAUUCAGAAGCAAGCCAGUCAUUGAGAAAGUACUGGAUACUACUUACAACUUCUUUUGUGAAGCUCUGGGGGUAACUCCUGGCAAGUCGGAAGCGUUGCCACCAGGAAAAUCCAUCAAGUUGCCCAAUCAGGCGGUCAGGCUGGCCCUCAAAGCUGUUGCCAAGAUAUAG
Messenger RNA from Bursaphelenchus xylophilus (pine wood nematode), 2839 nucleotides. The record is from the annotation of a GenBank genome assembly. NCBI's taxonomy places the organism in Eukaryota, Metazoa, Nematoda, Chromadorea, Rhabditida, Aphelenchoididae.